AUGGAUGUUGCUUACAUUAUUUGGAUCUGUAUGAUAAUAAGCGAAUGUAUUGCUGGAAAACAUGAAUCUCCAAAAAUCAAGGAGUUUUCUUUCUCACCUCGAGUUGCUGUUGGAGAUCAGGCGUCUGCAUUUUGUUUUGUUGGUUCUACAGAUUCUACGCCAGAAUUUACCUGGUUAAAAGAUGGUAAACCGGUUGAAUCUUAUAGAAACGUGUCCAUUAAAGUCGACAAGGAAUUUUCAGUCAUAAUAUUGAAUCCAGUAUCAGUUGCAUCCAGUGGAAAUUACACUUGCUUAGCAAAAACCAAAUGGGGUCAAGCUUCUUACAGUGCUUUCUUAACGGUUGUUGCUCCUCCUCGAUGGCUUAUUGAGCCAACCAAUUUAACAGUUGUGGUGGGUGAUCCUGUUUCGUUGACAUGUGUUGCAGAAGGCUCCCCAAAGCCAGUGAUUAACUGGCGAAGAACAGACAAAAAUUUGACUACCGGACAUAACGUGCCUUUUACUACACAAGAUGGCAUAUUGAAAUGGAACUCGAUAAAAAUUGAUGAUGAUGGUGAAUAUGAAUGUUCUGCGGAAAAUGGUGCAUCCCAACCACUUUCGAAACGCAUAAGUGUGAAAUGUCUUUUAAAUGGGGAUACGUUAGAGGCUUUACCGUUUGCAGAUCUAGUGCGAUUCCCUGAUAUACCAUCUUAUCCUUCAUCAUCCACUAUCGACGGACGUCAUUACCACGAGAAUUUUGACGCUCAGUUUCCAAACCAGAUGAAGGCACAUGGACUCCACUUGAUCCGAAACUCCGGAAUUUAA
Molecule: messenger RNA, 801 nt
Organism: Uloborus diversus
Lineage: Eukaryota; Metazoa; Arthropoda; Arachnida; Araneae; Uloboridae
Product: cell adhesion molecule Dscam2-like
Exons: 5
Coding region: 1-801 (266 amino acids)
Biological process (GO): axon guidance; dendrite self-avoidance; homophilic cell-cell adhesion
Cellular component (GO): plasma membrane; axon
Molecular function (GO): cell-cell adhesion mediator activity
Source: RefSeq, a predicted model, not a curated record